This is a messenger RNA of Lycium ferocissimum, 1149 nucleotides long. RefSeq lists its product as uncharacterized. Lineage: Eukaryota; Viridiplantae; Streptophyta; Magnoliopsida; Solanales; Solanaceae. The record is from RefSeq and is a predicted model, not a curated record. The coding region runs from base 1 to 1149 and encodes 382 amino acids. The transcript has a single exon. Gene Ontology annotation, molecular function: nucleic acid binding; RNA-DNA hybrid ribonuclease activity.
AUGCAUAAACCCGAGUUAUCAGGUAGAUUGACCAAAUGGUCCGUAGAGAUUAGAGGAUAUGAUAUCGAAUAUAAGCCUAGAACAGCCAUUAAGUCUCAAAUCUUAGCCGAUUUUGUGGCAGACUUUACCCCCGCCAUGAUUUUCGAGGUCGAAAAAGAACUUUUGCUAACCUCAGGAAAGGCUUCGGGUAUCUGGUCUUUACACACAGACGGGGCUUCAAACCUAAAAGGUUGUGGAUUGGGCAUUGUUCUUAAGACCCCCGCCGGUGAUGCCAUUAAACAGUCGAUUAGAACUGUUAAAUUGACUAAGAAUGAAGCUGAGUAUGAGGCUAUAAUUGCAGGUUUGGAAUUGGCUCGGAGUUUGGGAGCCAAAAUGGUCGAAGCAAAAUGCAACUCUCUGUUGGUCGUUAACCAGGUAAAUGGCGUCUUCGAGGUCAAGGAUGAGCGUAUGCAAAGAUACUUGGAGAAAACUCAGGUGAUGAUAUUACACCGGUUUAAAGAAUGGACCAUGCAACAUGUACCCAGGGAGCAGAAUAAUGAAGCCGAUGCAUUGGCCAAUUUGGGCUCUUCAGUCGAGGCGGAGGAAAUCAACCCCGGUACCGUAGUGCAAUUGAUGAAUUCGGUGGUAGAAAACGGGCAGGCUGAGAUAAACACAAUGGGUCUAACUUGGGAUUGGCGUAACAGAUACAUCGACUACUUGCAAGAUGAGAAGCUCCCGAGUGACCCAAAAGAAUCACGAUCAUUCCGGACCAAAGCAGCUCGGUUCUACUUAAUAGACGGUCAAUUGUAUCGACGGUCUUUCUUGGGACCUCUGGCCAAGUGUUUGGGUCUCGGAGAAACAGAUUAUGUGAUGAGAGAAGUCCACGAGGGUACCUGUGGUAAUCACUCUGGUACGGAGGCCUUGAUUCAAAAAAUUAUCAGAGCCGGUUAUUACUGGAAUCGGAAGAAGGAUGAUGUGAAGAAUUUUGUCCGAAAAUAUGACGGGUGUCAAAGGCAUGCCCCGAUGAUUCAUCAACCGAGGGAGUUGCUGCACCCGGUGAUAUCACCUUGGCCGUUCAUGCAGUGGGGAAUGGACAUCGUCGGUCCUUUGACAUGGGCACCAGGUAAGGCUCGUUUCAUUCUGUUUAUAACUGACUAUUUCUCAAAAUAG